Bubalus bubalis (water buffalo) is the source of this 5819-nucleotide messenger RNA. RefSeq names its product Rho GTPase activating protein 24 (gene ARHGAP24). The transcript is spliced from 9 exons. The coding region runs from base 3081 to 5045 and encodes 654 amino acids. Gene Ontology annotation, cellular component: focal adhesion. The record is from RefSeq and is a predicted model, not a curated record. Gene Ontology annotation, molecular function: GTPase activator activity. Gene Ontology annotation, biological process: negative regulation of ruffle assembly; negative regulation of Rac protein signal transduction; wound healing, spreading of epidermal cells. NCBI's taxonomy places the organism in Eukaryota, Metazoa, Chordata, Mammalia, Artiodactyla, Bovidae.
AUGGCUGAUUCAUUUUGCUGUACAGUAGAAACUAAUACAACCUUGUAAAGCUACUGUGCACCAAUAAAAAUUAAUUUAAAAUAAAUACAUAUUCUGUUCCUUUCUGUAAAAAAUAAAUAGACAUUCAUCUUCAGCUUGAAGACAGGCCAGAUCCAUUAAAAAAAAAGAAUUAUAGGCACAUAUUAACAAAAACUAUCAUUUUUUGUCUGUAUCCUACAUCAACUUCCUUUUAAAAAAAAACAAAAACAAAAACAAAACUUUUUCUAAACAUUUCUGUGCUCUUUAUAAAAGCUAACUUGCCUGGCAGAUACUCUCAAGGUUUUGUGAUAAUUGCAUUCUUGUCUUCUCUACUCUGUAUUUAUAAAGCACAUUUUAUUUCUGUUCCUCUUUUGAGAAAGUUAUAAAUCAACAAAUUUCCUCCAAGUUCAAGGCCAGGCAGACCAUGAUUGUAGUUCAAGCUCCACCACUCACCAGUAACAGUGUGCAGGCAAAUUAUUCUCACUGAUAAAAUGGGAUAGAAUGGCAUCAUCCAUUCAAUGGACUUGAGUUUAAGCAAACUCUGGGAGAUAGUGAAGGACAGGGAAGCCUGGUGUGCUGCAGUCCAUGGGGUCACGAAGAGUCGGACACAACUGAUCGACUGAACAACAGCAAUACAUUGGGAAUAACACCAAUUACCUCAUAGCAUCUACAAGGAUUAACUGAGAUAACAUUCGUGAAGCCCCCAGCCCUGUGUGUCUCAGGAGACACAUGUUCAUAGGUUAACUCCUUUCCUGUUUCCCAUUAGUCUCUUUCCUUUACCCUCCCUCAACCUAAUUUCCAAAUAGUGCAUACAUAAUUGUAGGAACAUCAACAUGAAUGGCCUGAUGCAUUUGUUACUGAAUUAACUCAGCAGUGAACUUGGCAUUCUCUCCCCAAACUUUCCCCUUCAUUAAUCCUCCUGGGCAACAUCCUUAAACACAGUCUUACUCCUAGACACCAGAAACUGUGAAACCAGUCAUGCACAAGAGCGUUUUCUACCAGGCUUUCAGCUGGUCUCAUUUGUCCUUAAAGACCAGACAGAUCUUAUGUUGUUCACAGUGGGCUGACUCUGGCCAUGUGGUCACUGCCGUCAAGAUCUGCCACCAGGAGGACAGCAGUUCAAUAAAAUCUUGAAUUCUAUUUAUAGCCUACUUGAAACAAACACUCUCCCAUGAAGCCUGAGGAGUCCUCCUUGAGUACACAGAAAGUAAUUCACUAGUCCCAGUACCAAACUAGGGCAACAGAAGGGUGGAAAAUGCAGUAAGUACAUUUUUUUCUAGCCCUCUACAGUUUAUAAAGCGUUUGCUCCUACGUGCUGUCUCAUUUCAUCCUCAUAUUGACCCAGCAGGGAGCCAAAGCAGACAUUGGCAGUAAAUUCCCAUUUUAUAGAUUAUAAACCCAAUGUUUAGUAGGUUAGAUGAGUUGCUCAUGUUACAUGGUUGGAGAAGGAGGGGAGAGGAAAGUGGUUAAAGAGUAAGAAUGAUUUCCUGUUAAUGCGAUCAAUCUAAUCCUCAGUGAAUAAUGGUUUACCUGUAAGAAUAAAAAAGAAAACAAUGAGAAAUAAUGUUUUAUAAUGUUUUGGCAAGCUUAAAAACUGUUUCUUCUCCACUUCAGAUAGGAAAACCAAAAUAAGAUAAAUAGAAACCUGCUGUUUAGGGCAGGGAGCUCAGCUCAGUCGGUGUUCUAUGAUGAUCUAGAUGGGUGGGAUGGGGUGGAAUGCGAGGGGGGCCACAAGUGAGGAGAUAUAUAUACAUAUAUAUAUACACACACACAUAUACCUGCUUCAUUUGAGUAUACAACACUAUAAGGCAACUGUACCCCAAUUAAAAAAAAAAAAAACCUAGACAGACUUUACAGGGAAACAUUUAUAAACAUGUUUGUAUCUGCCUAGAACAUCUACAUGCAGAAUGAUUAUAUUUUAGGCCAGAAACGCCUUUCUGAAAUCUCUCCAAAUUAAAAUGUGCAUCAGUCAAGACUAAUCUUGAAAAAGAUGGCAAGAAUUUUUAUGAGAAGUUUUAGUUGAUUUUGCCAGUCAUCUCUGAAAUAGAUGUAUCUUUACUGUCUUUUUAAUAUGGGGGAUUUACAUAAUUCAAAUAUGAGUCCCCAGAGCAAGACUUCAUUAAUGUGAAUUAGUUUAUGGAGCAGAAAUGAUUUUAUUCUGAAAAGAAUUAUUUUAUUUUGAUUUUGGCAAGUACUUUAAUUUUCUAAGAUCUUUCUUUAAGCUGUGUUACCGCAAAGAGUCAAACAUGACUUAGUGACUGAGCAGCAACCACAUUAAAAGGGCGUACAAAAAACUUUUUGGCUUGAAAAGGACGUCUGAUCUAUUAGAAUAGCUACACUGAAGUCCAUGUGUGUGUGUGUGUGUGUGUGUGUGUGUGCGUGUGUAUGUAUAUGUGUGUGUGUGUGUGUGUGACACACACAGAUAAAGAGAGGGAAGCGGGGAGAGAGAGAGAGAUUACUCAAGAGUGCCUCUGGCUUAGCAGAUUGGCACUGAGCCAUUUGGGGCUUCUCAGAUUUACUGCUUCUCUGACUAUUGUUGCAGCUCUGAUUUAUGGAGUUCAAAAUCUCUUGAAAAGCAAGGUGUCUUAAGUUUACAGUAUUUCCUUGAUGGUCCCUCCCUUUCCCCUGUUCAUUCCUUUUGCCCCCCGUUCACCUUGCAAUGACCUUGCACGACUCAGCAUUUUUACCUGAGCUCAGUAGCCGGGGAACCUGCUGGUGCUGGGGCAAGGGCAGCGGUUGGUUUCCAUUCCUGCGUGAUGGAGUCAUGGGAGAAAUUGUCGGGAACCAACGGAGAGUAGGACCCGAGCGGCAGCAGGGCUGAACUGUGUUUAAGCGGCUCAGGACAGAGCAGCUGGCUCCCUCUCCCAGCCUGCAAGUGCAGCCUGCCUUUGUCACUGACUGCUGAAGUGUGUGUUUGUGCAAGAAAGACACUGAUCUUCUAAACUAGAAUGUCAGCUGUUGCUACAUACACUUGAACUGCUGAGCUCCGUGGAUCCACUCUUCAUAGUUUCUUGCUUUUAGGCUUCGUCACAACACUGUGGAAUGGAGGUGAUCGAGAUCGAAUGACAGCCAAUCAUGAGAGCUAUCUCCUUAUGGCGAGCACCCAGAAUGAUAUGGAAGACUGGGUCAAGUCCAUCCGCCGAGUCAUCUGGGGACCAUUUGGAGGAGGCAUUUUCGGACAGAAACUGGAAGAUACUGUUCGCUAUGAGAAGAGAUAUGGGAACCGCCUGGCUCCAAUGUUGGUGGAGCAGUGUGUGGACUUCAUCCGACAAAGGGGGCUGAAGGAAGAGGGUCUCUUCCGACUGCCAGGCCAGGCUAACCUGGUCAAGGAACUGCAGGAUGCUUUUGACUGUGGAGAGAAGCCGUCAUUUGACAGCAACACGGAUGUACACACAGUGGCAUCACUUCUUAAACUGUAUCUCCGAGAACUCCCAGAACCGGUUAUUCCCUAUGCCAAGUAUGAAGACUUCUUGUCCUGUGCCAAACUGCUCAGCAAAGAAGAGGAAGCUGGUGUUAAAGAAUUAGCGAAGCAAGUGAAGAGUUUGCCAGUGGUCAAUUACAACCUUCUCAAGUAUAUUUGCAGGUUCUUGGAUGAAGUGCAGUCCUAUUCAGGAAUUAACAAAAUGAGUGUGCAGAACUUGGCCACUGUCUUUGGCCCUAAUAUCCUGCGUCCCAAAGUGGAAGAUCCCUUGACCAUUAUGGAGGGCACUGUGGUGGUCCAACAGCUGAUGUCAGUGAUGAUUGGCAAACAUGAUCGCCUCUUCCCCAAAGAUGCAGAGCUGCAAAGCAAGCCCCAGGAUGGCAUGAGCAACAACAACAAUGACCUUCAGAAAAAAGCCCUCAUGGGGCAGCUACAGAACAAGGAGAACAAUAAUACCAAGGACAGUCCCGUAAGGCGGUGCUCUUGGGACAAGCCUGAGUCUCCCCAAAGAAGCAGCACGGAUAAUGGAUCCCCCACAGCUCUGCCAGGCAGCAAAACCAACAGCCCCAGGAACAGCAUCCACAAGCUGGAUGUCUCUAGAAGCCCCCCUCUCAUGGUCAAAAAGAAUCCCGCCUUCAACAAGGGCAGUGGAAUUGUCACCAAUGGGUCCUUCAGCAGCAGUAAUGCUGAAGCACUCGAGAAAGCCCAGACCACUCCCAAUGGGAGCUUACAGGCCAGAAGGACCUCUUCCCUGAAGGGGUCUGGUACCAAAAUGGGCACCCACAGCGUGCAGAACGGAACCGUGCGCAUGGGCAUCUUGAACUCUGAUACCCUGGGGAACCCCGGGAAUGGCCGCAGCAUGAGCUGGCUGCCCAAUGGCUACGUGACCCUGAGGGAUAAUAAGCAGAAAGAGCAAGCAGGAGAGUCGGGCCAGCACAACAGGCUCUCCACCUACGAUAACGUCCACCAACAGUUCUCGGCGAUGAGCCUCGACGACAAGCAGAGCGUCGACAGCGCCACCUGGUCCACUUCCUCCUGUGAGAUCUCCCUACCCGAGAACUCCACCUCCUGCCGCUCCUCCACCACCACCUGCCCGGAGCAAGACUUUUACGGUGGGAACUUUGAGGACCCCGUUUUGGAUGGGCCCCCGCAGGACGACCUCGCCCACCCCGCGGACUAUGAAAACAAAAGCGACCGGAGGAGUGUGGGCGGCCGCAGUAGUCGGGCCACCAGCAGCAGCGACAACAGUGAGACCUUCGUUAGCAACACCACCAGCAACCACAGCGCCCUGCACAGCUUAGUGUCCAGCCUGAAACAGGAAAUGACCAAACAGAAGAUAGAGUAUGAGUCCAGGAUAAAGAGCUUAGAACAGCGAAACUUGACUUUGGAAACAGAAAUGAUGAGCCUCCACGAUGAACUGGAUCAAGAAAGGAAAAAGUUCACAAUGAUAGAAAUCAAAAUGCGAAAUGCUGAACGGGCAAAAGAAGAUGCAGAGAAAAGAAAUGACAUGCUUCAGAAAGAGAUGGAGCAGUUUUUUUCCACGUUUGGGGAGCUGACAGUGGAACCCAGGAGAACCGAGAGAGGAAACACGAUAUGGAUCCAGUGAGGGGCUCUCUCUCCUGCUGUCUCGAGUGGCCCUGGGAAGGACUCUGGGGAUUCUGGUGGGAAGAUUAUAUGGGACCAGGUGGCUGGUCACCUGGCUGUACAGAGUUCUAGCUGGGGAAGGCAUAUCAUUUAUAGACAUUACCCACCCAUAUCUUCAAUGUGUACCAAAGUUGUAUCAUGUCCCAUAAUGCUACUGUUAAGUGUUACAACUGGAUAUGUGUAUAUAGAGUAGUUUUUAAAAAGUGAACUAAAAACAAGAAGCGUAUCUCAAGAAUUAUUUUAUUGGCAGUCUUGUAUUUAAAAUGUUAAAUCAGUAUGUCAUUGCAAUUUAGCUUGCUUUCAAGCUUCACCCCUUGCACUUAACAUAAGCUAUUUUUGGCAUUGUGUUAUCAUCAGCUUAUUUUAUAGAUCAAUAUUUUUAUUUCCCCUUUUGCUGAGGAAACGGAGAUAAGCAGAUAUAUAAAUAUAUAAAAAUAUAUAUGAGAUGAGUUAUUAAAAUCAAAAGAAUACUUUGUGGCUGUGCUGUUUGUGCUGAUAGACCUUGCCGUGACCAAAAAGAGAAAUGUAAAUAAUUUUAUAAAAUAUGAUGGAAUCCCCAGGAAACUUUGAAUCACUCUAUGAAUUCUGCCCUUGACACUGUUCAGUUUUCUUGAUGAGAUGGUUUGACACAGGAAAUUUUAGAUUAAGUAAAAAGUUCUCCUUCUCAAGUCCCCUGGUCUGUCUUGCCCAUGCCAUAGACGCAUGUCUCCUAUGCAGGAUGCACUUUAGAGGGGGG